Messenger RNA from Lampris incognitus (smalleye Pacific opah), 2625 nucleotides. It is a transcript of the gene gata2a, whose product is annotated as GATA binding protein 2a. Gene Ontology annotation, molecular function: DNA-binding transcription factor activity, RNA polymerase II-specific; RNA polymerase II cis-regulatory region sequence-specific DNA binding; zinc ion binding. The transcript has 6 exons. The coding region runs from base 329 to 1711 and encodes 460 amino acids. Gene Ontology annotation, cellular component: nucleus. NCBI's taxonomy places the organism in Eukaryota, Metazoa, Chordata, Actinopteri, Lampriformes, Lampridae. The record is from RefSeq and is a predicted model, not a curated record. Gene Ontology annotation, biological process: positive regulation of miRNA transcription; cell fate commitment; negative regulation of transcription by RNA polymerase II.
CUCAUUAAUGAGCGUGUGCCUCGGUGCCGCGCAGAUCAGGAGGUUUCUGGAGGAGACCCGACUUUCAUUUGCAGUCAGCUGAUCGCAGCGGAUGACCGAAACAACAUCAACAGGUAUAGACCAACGAGAAAGGAGGAGGCUGGCUGAAUUAAAGGAUUGUAUGUCUGAAGCAAAUAGCCCAAACACUGACGAGAGCGGAACUAAAACGACUUGUGGGUUGGAUCGCCACAGAGCCGAACUCUAGCCGGAGAUAAGUAUAGCGUAGUGCGCGAGCCCAGCACAUACAUAGCUUAUAGCGUCUUCAGCGGGAAGAGACGGCCAUUCAACCAUGGAGGUGGCGGCGGCCGAUCAGUCUCGGUGGAUGGCGCAUCACCACGCGGUGCUCAACAGCCAGCACCCGGAUUCACAUCACCACAGUCUGAGUCACAACUACAUGGAGCCCAUGGCGCCGCUUUUGCCCCAGGACGAAGUUGACAUGUUUUUGAACCACUUGGACUCUCAAGGGAACCCUUACUACACUAACUCCCGGGCGCGGGUGACGUACAGCCAAGCACACGCUCGCCUAACAGGGAAUCAGGUCUGUCGACCACACCUUAUUCACAGCCCCGGUAUUCCCUGGCUGGACCCUGGGAAGGCGGCUCUCACCGCGGCUCACCACCAUAACGCGUGGGCGGUGAGCCACUUUGGCAAACCCGGCCUGCAUGCGGCCAGCUCCGGCUACCCGUGCAACAGCAGCUCCGGCACGGCCCCGGUGUCCUCUCUCACCCCGGCGUCCCACGCCAGCCCGCACCUCUACAGCUUCCCCCCAACGCCUCCCAAGGACGUGUCUCCGGACCCGGGCCCCACCUCGCCGACCUCCACCUCGACGAGAAUGGACGAGAAGGAGUCCGUCAAGUACCAGGUGCCGCUGACGGACAGCAUGAAAAUGGAGAGUUGCAGUCCGCUCCGCAGCAGCCUCGCCUCCAUGAACGCGCAGACGCCGGCCACGCAUCACCCCAUCCCGACGUACCCGGCCUACCCUCUGCCGACUCCCCACGACUACGGCGGGAGCCUCUUUCAUCCCGGGAGCCUGCUAUCCAGCUCCAGCUUCACGCCCAAAUGCAAGAGCAAGGCCCGGUCGUGCUCAGAAUUGUAUGCAGAGGGCCGUGAAUGUGUCAACUGCGGUGCCACUUCGACACCCCUGUGGCGGAGGGAUGGUACUGGCCACUAUUUAUGCAACGCCUGUGGACUGUACCACAAGAUGAACGGCCAGAACCGACCCCUAAUUAAGCCCAAGCGCAGACUGUCCGCGGCGAGACGUGCCGGCACCUGCUGCGCUAACUGCCAGACUACAACCACCACCCUAUGGAGGCGCAACGGCAACGGCGACCCCGUCUGCAACGCCUGCGGCCUUUACUACAAACUGCACAACGUCAACAGACCCCUCACCAUGAAGAAAGAAGGCAUCCAAACACGCAAUCGCAAGAUGUCGAGCAAGUCCAAGAGAAGCAAACGGGUAGGGGACGGCUUUGAGGACUUCUCCAAGUGCAUGCAUGACAAGGCCUCUCCCUUCGGCGGCGCACCAGGCCUGACCAGUCACAUGACCCACAUGGGUCACCUGCCCCCCUUCAGCCACUCGGGACACAUGCUGCCGACUCCCACGCCCAUUCAUCCCUCCUUCGGUCAUCCUCACCACUCCAACCGUUCACCAGUUUGGGCUGAGCCCCACUGAAGUUGAGUCCAGAAUCCGAACACCACCAUCACCACGUCGCCUCAUUGCCAUUAACUCUUUGUGGUCUCCAAACCGUGGCAAUAGCUGAAGUGAAGGGUCACUUCACGUUUAGUGGGUAAGGAUGAUGGACACUCGGUUGGACAUUAAAGUUACAUGGCUGUGUUUUGGCCUGACCUUACUGCCUGACAGAGACAGACGGAGAGAGGAGCAGCCUUGUACCGAACUCUUGUUGAGAGCCAAAAUUGAGAGGAGAGAAGCAACGCGGCAAUGGAGUGUAUGGAGCCUCGUUGUUCUUUUUUGCUUAAUUCGACUAAGUCACUUUUGGUACCCACCUCUGCUUGAGACUCAUGAGAGGUCCUAAAAGAACACCCGUGUUCAUCCUCUGACCAUCUCAUCACAUACUGAAAUGCGUGUGACCCCUCCAUUACCAGGCUUUUGUCCGCAGUUGUGCCGGACAAACAGACAGACUUGUUUAAAUGGUGGGAGUGACGGACCGGCUGAACAACAGCACAGCAGCCACACACCUCUGUCACGAAUCGGUCACACCUAGAGAGAACAACAAUACCCAUAAACCACUGCUCCCCUCACAUGCUGGAAUGUACAUUACCAAAAUGCUCACCUGUUUUUAAUAAUGGACUUUUUUUUUUUGGAAAAGAACACAAAUAAAUGGGGUGUUUAUAAACGCUUAAUUGCUAUUAUUGUUGUUAUUUUUAAUGUAAUAAGUAUUGCUACAAUAAUUUAUUUUCACUCUUUAAAGCUUUCAUCAAAGACACAUGGAAACUGUUAUGAUUUUGAUUUCAUGGUUAUUAUGUAAAGAGAAACACUGACCUAUCUUAGACAAAAAUGUCCCUGAGCUGUACGUUUCUAUCAUUUUUCAUCUCACAAAAAUAAAGGAAAUAAAGUUUAAUACAGAA